This is a messenger RNA of Lactuca virosa, 536 nucleotides long. The record is from the annotation of a GenBank genome assembly. NCBI's taxonomy places the organism in Eukaryota, Viridiplantae, Streptophyta, Magnoliopsida, Asterales, Asteraceae.
AUGGCCGGCCGAAUGAGGUUUUGUUUCCCUCCCAUACGAAUCCAGACGCCCACUCCAAUCUCCCACCUUUUCGUCUUCAAUCUGCAAUCGCCAUACAAACGCGGUCCUGACUACCGCUACUCCGCCCUCGUCGCAUCUCUCCGGCGGUCGAUUUCUUCUCUGCUAUUGACUGCUCGAUUUCUUCUCUACUGCUCGAUUUCAUCUCCAAGGUGUUUCUUGGUGCUCUUUAUACACUUAGCCCUUUUGACUUCCUCCCAAGAUAUUAUUGUUGUUGCUGUUUUUGUUAUUUUGUGAUAUUGCUGCACUUUCUGGCUAGCAACUCUUUAUGUUGAAUAAGGUAACAUUUGAUUCCCUCUCAUUUUGCUUUAGUUAUUACCAAUCAUUGCUUGAGGAACAUGUUUUGCAGCCAUUGUUACAAGGAGGCUACACUUUGUAUUUGUUUUACCAUCUUUGUGUAAAGUUGAGUAAUUUUUUUUUUGAAGUAAAUUAAGUACAAGGAAUAUAUCCUACAAAGUAGGAUAAGACAACUGAAAUGC